AUAUGACAUAAAAAUUCUUAAAAAAAAAAAAAUCCCCAGAAAAGUUACAUUAUCAUUAUAAUGAUGGGGAGAAACUGCUCACUUAACAGUUGUUGUCAUCAGCAACCUUCACCAGAAAGGCAAGCAACACAGAGUAACCGCUAAAGAAGCUGCAGAGGGAUUUAUUCAGUGAUAUUAAUGGGAAGUUAAGUGGAGGGAAAAAAUGUUUAAAAAGAAGGAAAAGCUGCAAAGACACAACGCAAAAGGAGCCCAAACCAACCAUCAACGGCAUAAUUACGUCCCUGGCAGACAUGGAGCUCAGCAUUAAAGAUAAAAGGUCAAAAUAUCAGUGACAUUUUUAUUUUCCGAGAACAAUUAUGCCACAAUCAUCACAAUUAACAGAAAUAAACGUUAGAAAUAUAUGACUGCGUGUGUUAUUGACUUGGACUAAAGCAACUUUCUGAUAACAUUUGGUUUUAUUUGAGGAAUAUUUGGUCAAAUAAAGUUUGUACCGACUCCAUUCUAUUGUAAAACACAUACAAAGUAUAUUUUCUUCUUCUUAUUAUUAUUAUUAUUAAAAGCGUAGCGACAAUCUCCAAACAGAACCGAGCCCUGGACAGCGGUAGAUGGGCCCGUUUUCAUCCGACUGACCCCGCCUCUGGUAAAUGCAGGGGCGCUCCAUGUGACGCUGGGGCUGUAACAAAAAUCCAGUAUGGCGGAAUCUGUCAGGAGAUGAAUUUUCUUUCCCAGUCCGCGCCCCCCCCCCGUCGGAGUCUCUAACAUGGGAGAGAAAUAAAAGGCAAACCGAGCGGGACACACGUCGGGACGCCUGGCCCUCCGCCUGGCCAGUGUUAGGUGAGCCGGUUUGUGCGCCUUGCGGAUGAAUGUGUGGCGGAGCAGCGCCGCUUUCAUGUUGGUGCUCCGCCAGGGAUGCGAUCCACACACAGGGAUUCAUCAAAACAAUGUCCGGCUCAAGUUUCCACACCGCUCCGCUUCGCUUUCGUUUUCCACGGCUACAUUUCAACGGCCGUCCGUGGGUCUGAGUCGUGUUUCAAGGCGGUUGAUGCCGAUGCUAGACAGCGCGCUGCCUCUUUAAGUGCAGUAGCCACAUCAUUAGGCUAAUGGAGAUUGGCUGCUGCCGCUGCUGGACGCCUGCUUCCAGUUUCCUGUUCGACCGUCCGGAGCGUUGGAUCAGCCCGAGCUUGCAUUUAAGCGGACACUCCCAGACGCCCUUAGUUUUGGCAGGAUAACGGCCUCCCAGUGAAUAAUACUUGCAUUACAUACACACACACACACACACACGCACGUUCACAUCUGUUCUGCAGCACACAAACACACACACACAUAAACACAACGAGCCGGCUGCUCGAUUCGGUGAACUGUGUGGGAACCAACCUGACAGAGAUGACAUCAAACAGCCACCAAGAGGGAAUCCUGGGGAAGGAGCAGUCGCUCGAGGUCCUCAAGACGUCGGUGCUCAACCACAUCCCAACAGUGGACAUUAACUCUGCGCUGCCCCUGCGUCUGCCCCCUGCUGCCAUCCCCAUGGACCUGCGUGUGGAUCACCACCACCAGCAGCAGCAGGUGUCGUCGCUCUCCCCGACGGGCCAGCUCUCGCCCAGCUCCCUGGGAGGAUCUGGUGGUGGCGGCGGCGGUGGUGGCGGCGGCGGCGGUGUGGUGGCGUCCUCGGUGCGCGAGCAGCAGCUGCAGCAGGAGCUGCUGGCCCUGAAGCAGAAGCAGCAGAUCCAGAGGCAGAUCCUGAUCGCUGAGUUCCAGCGGCAGCACGAGCAGCUGUCCCGCCAGCAUGAGGCSCAGCUCCAGGAGCACAUUAAGCAGCAACAGGAGCUGCUGGCCCUGAAGCACCAGCAGGAGCUGCUGGAGCACCAGAGGAAGAUGGAGAACCACCGGCUGGAGCAGGAGCUGGAGAAGCAACAGAGGGAGCAGAAGCUGCAGCUGCUGAAGAACAAGGAGCGGGGCCAGGAGAGUGCCGUGGCCAGCACCGAGGUGAAGAUGCGUCUGCAGGAGUUUGUCCUGAACAAAAAGAAAGCGCUGGCCCAGCGGAGCCUCAACCAGGGUGGCCUCCCCAACGACGCCCCCUACUGGUACCGAAAAACCCAGCAUAGCUCUCUGGACCAGAGCUCGCCUCCACAAACCGCAGUGUCCACCUACAAUCACCCGGUGCUCGGCGUCUACAACCCUCGGGACGACUUCCCGCUGCGAAAGACAGCCUCGGAGCCCAACCUGAAGCUGCGUUCCCGGCUGAAGCAGAAAGUGAGCGAGCGGCGCAGCAGCCCGCUGCUCCGCCGCAGAGACAGCCCCAUCACUACGGCCAAGAAGCGUUCCCUCGACAUGGCGGACUCGGCGUGCAGCAGCGCCCCCGGCUCCGGCCCCAGCUCGCCGAACAACAGUUCCAACAACAUCCCCAAUGAGAACGGCAUCACUGUGUCCAUCUCCAACAACAUGGAGGCAUCUCUGGCCCAGCGGCUGUGCRGCGGCGAUCAGGGCUCCAUCAACCAGCUGUCCCUCUACACCUCGCCGUCCCUCCCCAACAUCACCCUGGGGCUGCCCGCCACUGCYACCGCCACCGCCGCCUCCAACGUGACUUCCGCUCAGCAGGACGCAGGCCUGCAGCCGGCCCUCUCCCUCAGCCCUCCCUUCCUGUCCGGCGGCCAUUUGAGCCCCUACCUCGCAGAUGGCGGGUCCGGUGGCCACGGCGCCCACAGCCCCCACAGCCCCCACAGCCCGCUGCUGCAGCACAUGGUUCUGAUGGACCAGAGUCCCGCUCAGAGCCCGCUGGUGACAGGCGUCAGCGGCAUGUCCAUGUCGUCGGCCUCCAUGGCCAAGCUGCAGCGGCAGCACCGGCCCCUGGGGCGGACCCAGUCGGCGCCGCUGCCCCAGGGGAGCGCCGCCCAGGCCCACGCUCAGGCCCUGGCCCUGCAGCAGCUGGUGGUGCAGCAGCAGCACCAGCAGUUCCUGGAGAARCACAAGCAGCAGUUCCAGCAGCAGCAGCUCCACCUCAACAAGAUGAUGGGGAAGCCUGGCGAGUCGCCCGUGGGGCGGCAGCACCAGAGCCACCCAGAGGAGACGGAGGAGGAGCUGAGGGAGCACCAGGACGCCGGGGCCCUACCGCCGGGGGUCACUAUCAAGCAGGAGCCGCCGGACCCGCAGGAGCUGCAGGAGCUGCAGGAGCUGCAGGAGGAGGCGCUGCAGCAGCACCGCGAGCGCGAGCAGGAGCUGCUCUUCAGACAGCAGGCUUUGCUGUUGGAGCAGCAGCGGAUCCACCAGCUGAGGAACUACCAGGCGUCCAUGGAGGCCGCCGGCAUGACCAUGUCCUUCCCCGGACACAGACCCCUGUCCAGGGCGCAGUCAUCUCCGGCCUCGGCGUCGUCCUUCCCCAUCAGCGUCCCCACACAGGAUCCUCCCGCCAAGCCUCGCUUCACCACAGGCCUGGUGUACGACUCCCUGAUGCAGAAGCACCAGUGCAUGUGCGGAAACACCAACAGCCAUCCGGAGCAUGCCGGGCGCAUCCAGAGCAUCUGGUCCCGGCUGCAGGAGACCGGACUCCGAGCUCAGUGCGAGUGUAUCCGUGGGAGGAAGGCCACUCUGGAGGAGCUGCAGACGGUCCACUCCGAAGCCCACGUCCUGCUGUACGGGACCAACCCACUCCGGCAGAAACUCGACUGUUCCAUAACGCCCAUGUUCGUUCGGCUGCCGUGCGGAGGAGUGGGGGUGGACAGCGACACCAUCUGGAACGAGGUCCACUCGUCCAGUGCGGCGCGACUCGCCGUCGGCUCCGUCGUGGAGCUGGUCCUCAAAGUGGCAACCGGAGAGCUAAAGAACGGUUUUGCGGUGGUCCGCCCUCCUGGACACCACGCCGAGGAAAGCACCCCCAUGGGCUUCUGCUACUUCAACUCGGUGGCCAUUGCAGCCAAACUGCUGCAGCAGAGACUCAGCGUCAGCAAGAUCCUCAUUGUGGACUGGGAUGUUCACCAUGGCAACGGCACCCAGCAGGCCUUCUACGAUGACCCUAAUGUCCUCUACGUGUCUAUCCAUCGCUACGACGAUGGCAACUUUUUUCCAGGAAGUGGAGCGCCCGACGAGGUGGGGAGCGGUCCAGGAGUGGGCUUUAACGUCAACGUGGCCUUCACCGGGGGCCUGGACCCCCCCAUGGGAGACGCAGAGUACCUGGCUGCCUUCAGGUCUGUGGUGAUGCCGAUAGCCGACGAGUUCGCUCCGGACAUCGUGCUGGUCUCCUCCGGCUUUGACGCCGUGGAGGGACACCCCCCACCGCUGGGCGGCUACACCCUGACCUCCAAAUGUUUUGGGUAUCUGACCAGACAGCUGAUGACCCUCGCUGGAGGCCGGGUGGUCCUGGCGUUGGAGGGAGGUCACGACCUCACCGCCAUCUGUGACGCCUCUGAGGCCUGCGUGGCUGCCCUGCUCGGACAGGAGCUGGAUCCGCUUCCAAAGGCUGUCCUGGAGCAGAGGCCCAACCCCAACGCCGUGCGCUCUCUGGAGAAAGUCAUAGAGACUCACAGUAAGUACUGGUGCUCGGUGCAUCGCUACUCGUCACGGCUGGGGCUCUCUCUGCUGGAGGCCAAGCGAGGCGACUCGGAGGAGGCUGAGGCCGUCAGCGCCAUGGCGUCUCUGUCCGUCGCCAACACCAACACCAUGGAUCAAAGCAGGGCGGAGGAGGAGCCCAUGGAGGAGGAGGCUCCGCUGUAACCGAGGCAGGCGUCAGGGCGUUGCAGUGUUGCCAUUGACCUCUCCGGAGAAGAGCCUCGGCUGACCCCUUCAUUUAGUCGCCCCUGACCCCACUCACCACGUCAGUCACCUUGACUGGCGAUCCCUCGGUCUAAAACGAGGGAGGGGGAAGGGGGCGGGCUCAGCCUCAGUGUAGGGAGCCAAUCAGAAGACGGAGGACUGAACUGAAAUGGGAGGAAAAAAAAUAAAAUAACAAAACUUAACGGCGUUGCUUAGCAGCACUCGUUUAGAGACACUCAUUGUUUUUUCUGUCAGUCUUCGCACCUUGGUGUCGGCCCACAGUGGCCGACUGUGCGAUCACGGCAGGGGGCGGGGGGGUCGAGGUCAGAUCUUAUUGCAGAAAGGAAAGGCGUGCCGUCACACUCGGUGCUUUGCGCAGCUGCCCUCUCUGACCGCAUUCAGUCGAGAAAGCAGGGACAGCGGACGAUCCCGACCGUCCUGGAGCAGCUCGGGAGGGAUUUGGGGUGGGAGGGUUGCGGGGUUAGUAGGGUGUUUGUUUCUCUUCUCUUAACUUCGUUCCCCACUAAACAAGGGGAACGCCGCGGCAUCUGGGAGGACUUCUUUUUUUUUUUAUCGUGCCGCGCUCACUGUGGAUUCGCCGUCGUUCGAGGAAGGCUUUUGCAAAAGAUUUUGACGGCUGAGACGGUCGCCUCGCCGGAGCAGCCUGCCGUCAAAGRUUGACGAGUGAGAGGAGUGCCUUGGAGAGGUGGGGGGUGGAGGGGGUCCGCCAGUUUUCAGGAUUGUUCAGGAAAAAGAUUGCCUUAAGUUUAACCAUUUCUCCCACCGAGGAAUUGGUGCGAGGAAGGAGACGGGGGGAAUGAGGCGGGGAACGACGAAAAAAAAAGCUAACAAUCUUUCAGCAUGUUUACUAGAAAGUGACUGAGACGGCAUUUAUGUCUCCAACGGCCUCUCUUGAAGAGUUACUUUACUUUUUUGAUGGAUCUAUUUUUCUGUAAAAAAGUUUAAAAAAGAGAGAGAGAGAGAGAGAAAGAAACCGGUUUGUAAAAAGGUAGUUGCCAGCUUCUUUAGACAACGGUGCAAACACAGAGAAAAGGAAUCGGAUCGCAAACUCUCACAGCAGUUUAGCCUUUGAUGUAGCCUCCCUUUAAGAGUCAGCGCUUUUUGCAGAACAAUUUGCAGAGCAUGCAUUUUAAGCAGAUUUUAACGAAUGUUGCCCAAAAGAGAAAGGCGAGCAAGAAAAAAGGAAGAAAAAAAAAAAGCCAAAGCAUGAGUUUGCAUUUUUACCGUUCUCUUAUCUGGAAAGGGCGAGUCGACAUGCAACAUUUCACGUAUUGGCCCUUUAACCCUCUAUGGUAUGCAUUAUGAUGCCAGUUAGGGGACAAAAAAAUUGUCUGGAGUUUUGUUUUGUUUUUUUAAUUAGUCUUAAAUUACACAAGCAAAUUGUAUCAGUUCGCGAUUAAAUGAACACCAUCAUAAAUUUGGUUGCAUUCUUACAAUUAAUAAAGAUAAUUUCAAUGUUUGUAACCACAAAACAAUGAACAAAAGCAAUAGAAAACUUUUUCAGUUCUUUCUUUGUAUGUUUUUUUUUUACAUUUGGUGCUCCACCCCACUUCUUUAGCCACCCUGGGCAUCUGCCCACACGGCAAAAAAAAAAAAAAAAAAAAGUUAAUAUGAAAAAUUCCCCCCAAAUCAAGUUUGAAAUACGCUUUUCCUGAAGUUAUUUGACCAAUCAAAGCACUCUUAUUGGUUCCUUAUGGUCUUUUGUCUGUUUUUAAAGUAUUGCAUCAUGUAAAGCGGUGCCUUUCGGAGCUCUGGCAGGCCAACAUGGUACCAUAGAGGGGGGUGGCAAAGCUCCCAAUACCCGGUCCAACGUUUACUGAUUUAAUCCGCCUCGGAUCAGGUGAGCGUUUCUUCUUAACGCGUGCUGAUCGAAAGGUUGGCAACUACCUUAAUGUGAGCUUCACACCAGUCGUGUAUAUUUAACUGAAUAUAUUUUGACCGUAAUCCAAGUAUUGUCGGUUUUGUAUCUACGUGUUUGAGUUUCCGCAUCGAUGUCGUCGAUUUUAUGAUAUCAGAAACAUGUUCGGUUCAGCGAGUCCACUUUUCUUUUCUUUUUUUUUAUCGUGCAAGAUUAUUUUUCUAACAUCUUGUUUUUUUCAUGCAUAGGUUUCGUCAUGUUUUGUUUUCCUCCAUUUUGUUUUUUUUUCUGGAUAGAUAUAGGGCUGCGUUCAUGUACUUUCAGUGCUGUUGUCGUUUAUUCUUUCUUGUAUUUAUGGAAAACGAGGAGCAACACUUCCUUUCUUCCUUCCUUUCUUUCUUUCUUUCUUUCUACGGCUCCCGAAGCCUUUUUCAGCAUUUUCAUCAACUAUGUAUUUAUAACAUGUACUGUUUAUAGGAGAUUUGUAUAUGGAAACUUUAUAAAUGUACUCUUACCUUAUGACAGCUAUGAUAUUGUGAGCAAAAAAAACCUAGUACGGUGUACAAACAGCGUAUUGAACUCGUCAUCGACUGCACUGUUUUUCAAGCGGCCCUCUGGCCGAAUCGCAGCACGGCACCGCAGUCGACUUUGAUGCGUUUCAUCACUUCGUUGCCUCAUCAGUUCAUCCUCCUCCCGCKCAUGGGACGAUGUUCACCAGACGUUUCGAGGCCGUUUUCACGUAGCUCCCUGCGGCUCAAAACGGCGAAGAAGGAGAAACCGACUUGCCGCAGCUUUAACCGGACGUUUACGUACACUGGAUUGAAAAAAAAAAAAGAAAGGAAACGUUGCCGGGUUUUUUUUCUCACCAUUGGGCAUUAAAUCAGACUAAUUGUUCUGUUUUAAAUUUCUUAUAUUUGCUGAAUGCCGGAAUAACAACACUGAUUUUUAUUAGCUUGAAUUUUGAAAUGAACAAAAAUGUCCUGAUAUUUAGUGGACCUGUUGAGGUCGCUCGAGGAUUUUUGAGAUGUUCCCUCCAAUUACAUCCAAAGCUUGAACCCGACUCGUGUCCAAGCGUUUCAAUUUUGAGAAAAUUAAACAAAAUAUUUGAUUAUUUCUGGCAUUUAGCUUGUUAUUUAAAAAUCCUAACCUAAAACAAGAAAAGUUUAGGCUGAUUUAAUGUCAAACGAUGAGGGGAAAAUGGGUUUUUCUACAGUUCAAACAAAUGUGGUUUCAGCUGUAAUUUAAAGACGCCCAUCAUGUUUAAGCUGAUAUCAUUUUAUAAACCUGUAAGAUUAGAAGUUGAUUUGAUGUUUUUCCAGCCUAACGAUACAUUCCACUUGUUAUCUGUUUAAUUUGGCUUCUCUCAAGUAUUUUUUAUUUUAUUUUUAUUUUUUGUAGAAACCUAAGUAAGGUUUUUGUUUUUCAUUGUUGUUUUUUGCUGUCUGCUCGCACCAACUUUAACUCUUUUGCAUGGUUUGAGUCAGCAUGCCUGCUUGUCUAUGUAAAGGAAAAAAAAAGAAAAAAAAAAGAAAAUUGUAUUUGCACAA
Molecule: messenger RNA, 8169 nt
Organism: Poecilia reticulata (guppy)
Lineage: Eukaryota; Metazoa; Chordata; Actinopteri; Cyprinodontiformes; Poeciliidae
Product: histone deacetylase 4-like
Biological process (GO): negative regulation of transcription by RNA polymerase II
Molecular function (GO): histone deacetylase activity
Source: RefSeq, a predicted model, not a curated record